AUGAGGGUACACAUCUUAUUAAUUUUCCUUGCCAUCACAGGUUUUAUGGCAUCAGUGGCGUGCCAAGACUUGGGACAGUUCUACUGUGGGAGACAGUUGGCGGCGACUUUGGCAGCUCUAUGCAACAGUAAUUUGAUGAAGAGAUCGCAGACGCGUCACAGUGCGGCGGCUGUGGAUAUGAGCUGGCCGUGGCUCGCGCCGCACAAAGCACACAGUAUGGGCCGUAGCAAGAGGCAGGUUGUCUCCGAGUGCUGCGAAAAGCCUUGCACCGUAAAUGAACUAAUGUCAUACUGU
This is a messenger RNA of Brenthis ino (lesser marbled fritillary), 294 nucleotides long. NCBI's taxonomy places the organism in Eukaryota, Metazoa, Arthropoda, Insecta, Lepidoptera, Nymphalidae. The record is from the annotation of a GenBank genome assembly.